UGUCUGUUUCGUUUGUUGGGCCAAAAAAAAAUAAAAGUUUUUUUUAAGCAAAAAGUAGGAAAUAUAUAUGUGCAGCGGUCAGUGCAAGUGCUAAAUGGGUACAUAGUGCAUAUGUACACACAGCGACAUGGGCAUGGUGGAGGCGACGACGUCAGAGCUGCGCCUGGAGGCCCCAAAUUCGUACACGUACCUCCUUGCGACCCUUAGCCUGACGCUCACUUUCAUCGUUAUGCUGGGCGCUUGUCUCUGUUGCAAGAAACGUAUCCCCAAGAAUGACAUGAUGGGCUUGGAGGGCAUGGUCAAGCUAAAGAAUCCAGACGAGGUAAUUGUGGUCAGCAAUCUGGUUGGCAACAGCGAGUCUCAGGCGGAGCUUAAUGCCUCAACGGUCUCUAAUGCUGACUCCGAAAAGCGGUCGAGCACUGCAGCCCAUCGCAGUUUGCCGGACAUUCCCGUGGCCGAGAGCAACGAUAAUGGGUCCGAACUAUAUGAAACUGUGGCGGACAAGCAACUGGUAGAUGCCCGCAAUGCCCGUAGUCAAAGUCCCCAGCCAAGUAUGAAGAAACAGACCAGCGUGUCGCAGCACAGUUCUAUUAGCCAGGCGGAUGAUGUUAGUUCGCCGUACUCGCGUGUCAAGGGACUGCCGCACGACUACGCCAAGGUGCGGGGAACAGAGCAUCCAUAUGCUCAGCUGAAUGCACCAUCCACUUCGCAUGCCGCCAACCAUGGAUCUGCAGCAGCUGCAGCGGCGGCGGCAGUUGUGGCCGGGUCUUCCAGUGACGGGAUCGAUCCCAUGCAUCGCAGUUCGCAGCACAGUGAGAGCUCCAGAGAGCACAAUGAUUCGGCGCCUGCACAAGCUGAGAUUCCGGCCGCCUCUGCGAUAGCAGGCAUGAUUUCGGCCAGCCAAGAUCUACCCUACAUGACGCCGCCCAUCGCCAACCAGCAUUUUAGUGGUGACUCGCAGGAUUCAUCGAAGGGAUACACAAGUAUCAGUGUGAGGGAACCGCUUGCCAACAUUCUCGCACAACAGCCACCGGGGAAACCGUCGAACAGGAACCCAACGUUAUCGCGAGACGUGAACGACUCGCACUACGCCACCGUAUCUGACGAUUCUGAUGAAACAUAUGCGGCAAUUGAGGAUCCCAAUAAUCGCCAUCAGGCAAACAUUGGAGACAUUUACACAAGCGGAUCGGAGACCUACGCACAAAUUCAGCCCAUGCAGGCCAAUCCAAUAGUGGUGGCCGUCGAGAUCAAUAAUAGCAGCAGCCUUCCGAACGCAAGUCCGUCCUCCGUUAUGGCUGGUGGCGGUGCAAGUAGCGGAAUCCACAGACCCACCAGCAGCAGCGGUACUGAUCAUGGUAUGCCUGUUCCACCGCCGGUGGAUAGUUUGCGAGCCCAAAUGCACUCGCGUCAAGCUUCAUCCUCGUCAAACAAUAGUACAUCCGUCUGCAAUCUUGGCUCACCGAAGCCAGAAAAGCGACAAGCGAAUUCCCCACUGCCCCCAACGCCUAAGGCAAGUGUUGGACAGCCUCACCAUCUACACGCGGGUAGCAUCAGCAACCUGACUUCUGGCCGUAACUCGGUUAUAUCGGUAAUCGAAGCAGGUACCGAAAGUCAUGACGCGGAGUCUGGUGAGGGGUCGCCACAGCGCAAACAUAGCAAGAGUCUCAGCCCUUCUAAGGAAGGCGAAGGCAAUAAAAACAUUGAGGGGAUGUAUGCCAAGGUUAUGAAAAAGCACAAAUUCUCGCGAAACUCGCCCUCCUCCCAGAACAGUUCGCCCAUCCUGGCCAGAAAGCAGCACCAGGAUGCCUUGGGUGUCAGUCCGCUGGACAAUGCUGCGGCCUUGCUAAUGGAUUCUCAGAAAGGACGUGGGCGGAGCAAUAGCUAUUCUGCGAAAGAUCAUGGGUACGAAACUAUUCCUGCCGAUGGUCAGGUGAUGCACGAAAACCGAAAGUCGGAUUGCUAUGCAGCCAAUAUGUUGCAAAAAGAACGACAGCAAGAAGGAGGAGCGAUUGCCCAGCCCAUUACGAUAGCAACAGCAAUUGCGAUCAGCAGCACAAAGCAUUACGAGACUAUUCUAAACCAGCCACAGCCGCCAUUGCCGCCUCCGUCCAGCAACAACGAUCCCGGCUACGAGCAACUGCAACUGCAACCUGUUCGAGUAGGCGAGGAUGAGGCCAAAAAGUCGGACUACGAUCCCAACUACGAGGUGCUCAAAAGUCGUGCCCAUUCGGACGACGGUUAUGCUAAGGUGCUGGAGAAAAAGCGCCCGCCAGCCACCGCUGACGUCUCCGGGUAUAGUACCAUUCCAGGGGCGGAUGCAAACCAUAAUUAUGCCAGCAUCCUGGAGACAAAGGCCGCUGCAGAAACAGAUCACUAUGCGCGGAUAGCGGAAAAUGCAGUGGCCGGAACACCGGGUAGCGGCAGCAGUCGUCUGACCCUCACAUCGCCCAGCUCCACAUCCAAUUCUGUAUCACUCAACUCAUCAACGGUAGCCACUAGCACGCCGUUGUCCUCGCAAUAUGAAUCGCUGACAGGAACGGGCAGUGAAACGGAUCCCAACUACGAGUCUGUAUGCUAUUUGACCACUGCGGCUACCACAGCGACCACCACAACGACGACGACGAGCAGUGGAUUGGAGCCUGGUUACGAGCUGUUGCAGGCGGAUCAAGAGUCGGACACGCAAGCGAGCAGCCCGUUGAGUGGGGCAGCCUCCACGCCAAGCGAGCAGUUGUUAGUAGAUGACUACUUCCACGUGUAGCCAGUGACCAGCGGUCUGUGGCCAGUGAGCUGGAUCUCCCCAUUAUCAGUUUUUGCUAAGCAAUUUUUCACGCACAUAUCAUCCAUUCGAUGCACAGACCCCCAUACAUUCACGCUUACAUCGUAGUUAAGAACGGCGCUCGCCAAGCGACAGUCUAGAUUGCAUUACAGUGGUUCACUGACCCAUCGGCAGAUUGGAACAACAGUAAUCCCAUCCCAUUAUGGCACAGCUUCAUAUCGGUUUGCCCUUUAGAAUAUAGCGUAGCUUUAGGUUAACUUUGUGUACAAACUAUUUGUAUGACCGGCUCGACAAUUGCUUCCGGGCGAGAGUGGGUAAUCGCUCCAAGUAUCUACUCCAUUAUUAUUAUUCUAUCUCAGUACCAGUGCGUCUUAUUUUAGGUAAAUUGAAUGCAGGGGUCUCACUUGACGCGCCACUUGUUUAAAUUGAUAAGCACACCGACCGGUCGACCCUGGUAGUGGGUUGUGUUUAGGCCAAUGAUAUUUAAAUGGCGGGCAGGAGAACUUACCUACUAUACAUAUAUGUAUAUUAUAUAUAUUUUUAUAUGUUUUGGCGUUUUUGCUGCUUUUUUACUUUACUGAGGUCCGGUAUAGGCGUAGGAUAUACACACAUAUUUACACAUACCAAUACCCACGAGAAGGCAAGCCAAGUAUUUGUAUUUGAUAAAUGUUAAUGGAACACUUCCAAGUAUUCAACCAUCAAGAAACUAAGAUAAAAAGUUCAAUAAAUUAUUGAUGACACAA
This is a messenger RNA of Drosophila eugracilis, 3519 nucleotides long. RefSeq lists its product as uncharacterized. The record is from RefSeq and is a predicted model, not a curated record. The coding region runs from base 128 to 2758 and encodes 876 amino acids. The transcript has 8 exons. Lineage: Eukaryota; Metazoa; Arthropoda; Insecta; Diptera; Drosophilidae.